This is a messenger RNA of Piliocolobus tephrosceles (Ugandan red Colobus), 3798 nucleotides long. It is a transcript of the gene RNF138, whose product is annotated as ring finger protein 138. Gene Ontology annotation, biological process: double-strand break repair via homologous recombination; DNA double-strand break processing involved in repair via single-strand annealing. Lineage: Eukaryota; Metazoa; Chordata; Mammalia; Primates; Cercopithecidae. Gene Ontology annotation, cellular component: site of double-strand break; nucleus. The transcript is spliced from 8 exons. Gene Ontology annotation, molecular function: single-stranded DNA binding; ubiquitin protein ligase activity. The coding region runs from base 793 to 1530 and encodes 245 amino acids. The record is from RefSeq and is a predicted model, not a curated record.
CUCUUAAAAGCUAAAAAAAAGAAAAAAGAAAAAGGAAAAAAUCAACCCAAAGGUGUGGAUAGAAGACUCCAUCUGCGACCGUAUUUAAGCAUCAGUCAUGCUGUUAAAGGAGAAAGUGGACAUCCUCUCAAGGAAACUUUAAUCCUGUCCCCAAAGGAUUAAAAUCCUAUAACAAAUAUUUGUUUAUAACACAUCUUGACAAGAUCAAAACAUUCUGGUAGGGCACAUAGUAAAGACUAAAUCUUGAACAUUGACGAAAACUUCCUGAAAAGCCCAAUGUACUUGACAGGACAGGUGGCUGGGGUCCCGGGCCUAGGGAGGCAGGGCGGGGAGGCGCAGGUGUCACCGCGGGCGCCCAGCUGCUUAUGUCACAACCCGCAGAAGGCGCCACGCGCCGGUUGCUAUAGAGGCCGCACUUCACACCCCGCCCUGGCUCCCAGGCGCUCCCGCGUUCGGUGACGGCCGGGUAGGCUGUAGGCAGCGCGAUGCCAAGAGAGAGCUGCUGGCGGGGGCGGGCGAAUCUUCCUACAGCAUGAGCCUCGGGUCCGGCCCCGUUUGGGGCCGAUAAGCACAGCCCAGGCCGCCCUCCAUUUGCCCCGGGGCCUCGGCUGCGAAGAUAGCGGCGGCCGGACAGGAAGCCCGAGGAAAGCGCAGGGCCGCGUCUCUACCAACACGUGAAGGAAAAGCAGCUCCGUCCACAGCACCGCUUCGGGGCUCCUAGGGAGUCGGGCUCCAGGCCGCCACCGUCACCUCUGCCGCUGUCGCUGUCGCCUUGUUUUCCCAUCCCCCGCCAUGGCCGAGGACCUCUCCGCGGCCACGUCCUACACCGAAGAUGAUUUCUACUGCCCCGUCUGUCAGGAGGUGCUCAAAACGCCCGUGCGGACCGCGGCCUGUCAGCACGUCUUCUGUAGAAAAUGUUUCCUGACUGCAAUGAGGGAAAGCGGAGCACAUUGUCCCCUGUGUCGUGGAAAUGUGACUAGAAGAGAGAGAGCAUGUCCUGAACGGGCCUUAGACCUUGAAAAUAUAAUGCGGAAGUUUUCUGGUAGCUGCAGAUGCUGUGCAAAACAGAUUAAAUUCUAUCGCAUGAGACAUCAUUACAAAUCUUGUAAGAAGUAUCAGGAUGAAUAUGGUGUUUCUUCUAUCAUUCCAAACUUUCAGAUCUCUCAAGAUUCAGUAGGGAACAGCAAUAGGAGUGAAACAUCCACAUCUGAUAACACAGAAACUUACCAAGAGAAUACAAGUUCUUCUGGUCAUCCUACUUUUAAGUGUCCCCUGUGUCAAGAAUCAAAUUUUACCAGACAGCGUUUACUGGAUCACUGUAACAGUAAUCACCUAUUUCAGAUAGUUCCUGUGACAUGUCCUAUUUGUGUGUCUCUUCCUUGGGGAGAUCCUAGCCAGAUUACCAGAAAUUUUGUUAGUCAUCUAAAUCAGAGACAUCAGUUUGAUUAUGGAGAAUUUGUGAAUCUUCAGCUAGAUGAAGAAACCCAAUAUCAAACUGCUGUUGAAGAAUCUUUUCAAGUAAACAUCUGAAGGCUGUAGACAUCUCUGCAUCUUUGUACCUGCAAGUGCCAUCUUUAAGGGGGAAACUACAUGAAGUCACCGUUUCAGUAACUUGAUGUGUAUAUUAAUAAAAGUAAUUCAGUCAUUUUAGUUUUUUAUUGAAAAUAAAGGUGGGGCUUCUAAAAACUUCAUCCUCUUGAUAAGUUAAAAAAUGAAAGUUAUGACAUGAGCUUUAAAAGCAUAAAAAAGAUAUUUCACUAAUGUAACGGUAAAAGAGACUCCCUGUUGUACUUUAUCUUUUUGUAAUGUUAAAUAUUCUUGAAUUUUUCAUUAUUAUGUUGCUUUUGAAAUUUGGUGCAUUCCUCCCAUUUACUUUAUUAUUGUACACAUUUAACACACAGUAUCAAAGUUUGAACGAUGUGAUUGAUACAACCUAACAAAUCUGAGCCAGUUAUUAGAGUUGCAGAAUAGAAACUUGAAGUGCUAAAUGGAAUAAUCCAAAGGAAAUUUUUAAAAUGCAGAUUCUAGCUGAAAAAUUCAACUAUAAGAAAAUUGUAUUUAUAUAACAUUUACUAUUUUUGAAGACUAGUGAGAUUUCUGUAAUAAUUUUAGUUCUUUAAAAAGUGAAAGCUUGUUGUAAAGAUAUUUUCUUUUUGUUAUUAGAAGGAAAUACAAAGAGAAAAAUUUAUUUCUUUCAUGGGCAUUUGGUAAUUUCAGUCUUUUUGACUGAUUUGUAAGCCUGGAAUAUACUAAGCUGAAUAACAGCUCUUUGGCCUCAGAAUUUUCAGUAGCCAGUAUUUCUGAUUAACUAAGUUGAAACUCCUAUUAGAAACUUUCAGUUGGUGAUAUUGUAUUCUAGAGUUUGACUUCAUCUCAGUUUAGAAAUUUAUUCAGAGCUAAAGAUGUAUAUGUAUAUAUACAUAUACUUUUGUGUGUAUAUAUACACACACGUAUGUAUGUAUGCAGUUUGUCAGGUUAUAUAUAGAAUUUCUAUUAAGGAUUUUUUAAAUGGACAAGCAAUAGGGGGUUGAAGUGUUUAUCUGAUUUGUUAAAAUUUUGUAUGUCACCAAAUUUUUAAAAAGUGAUAGUCACAGUGCUAAGUGAUCUAGUUGGCUGCUAUUACACCUUAAAAAUUGAGUUUACACACACACAAUUACCUGUGUAUAUGGUGCUCAUUUGUUAUUCUCAAAUAUAAUGUCUGACCGUGAUAUAAUGAGAGAUUCUACCAACCACUGUUUCACUACUUUUUAGUCAAAAUUGGGUUUGUUCUUAGUAUUCAUUAGUGAAAAUCAUAAAGUAUUUUGUAGAAGGCCCAAAUCACAGAAUAAAGGACUAAGAGUGGAUUCGCUGACAUUCCAUACUAAUAAACAUUGUUUAUGCUUUCUUUAACAUAACUAAAAGAACAUAAAAGAGAAUCUCAGAAGUAGUUUGCUGCUAAUAUAUACAUAUAUUGUAUAAAAAGGUAUAUUUUGGUUUUGUUAAAACCCUUGUUGACUUUUCUACACUGAACGUUUUUUUAACUUGAUUUAAUAAAAAUGUUAAUUUUGGAAGUGGAGUUUUGUAAAAACCUUUUUCAGUCACACAGUAAAGACUUUAUGGAUUGUAAUAACAACCACAAAAAAAGCCAUACAUCUUAGUGAACAUAUGCCUUUGUUCUGUCAUUUUAAAGAGUGAUGUUUACUGUGUAUGUGCUUGAGCAUUUUCUCUGCAGUUACAUGGGUGUAAUUUAAAAAACAGCUCCUUUUUAAGAGACUUUUGACCAUAGUUUUUUUCCAGUUUAAAGCAGUAACUUUCAUAGUUUCUUUCAAAGUUUAAUACAUCCAGUAUGUCAAGUUAAACCAUUCUGGGAUUUGGAAACUUCUUUAAAGGAAAAUUGUAGUAGAGGUCAUCUUGAUGGAGUUGUGUUUUAAAGUUUUGUGAAUGAGUUAAAUAUCAUUGAUAGUCUUGUGUGUCUCACAUAUCAGCUUUUUCAUAAGGAAAAUACUAUUUGCUUUUAUCUGAGAAUUUCUCAGUAUGAAAAUGAUUGUUUAAAAUUUCCCCUCUUUUUGUCAGUGAAUUGGGAAUAGGGAUAGACUUUACAGAUUUAAUUUAUGGAAAUUAAAUUUAUGGGGAAAAGUUUUUAUUUUUAAUAUUAUAGCUGAGUCAGGAUUAAAAGAGGGAAACUGUAUUGAUACUCCCAAUACCUAAAUUUCACAGUACCACUUAGGAAAGCUAUUUCAACAAAUUAGUGUUUAGUUGUUAAACCGUCUUAUUUGAGAUGUAUUGCUUUAUUUUUCAAUUAAAAGUGGUUUUCUCCUA